Molecule: messenger RNA, 2194 nt
Organism: Orbicella faveolata
Lineage: Eukaryota; Metazoa; Cnidaria; Anthozoa; Scleractinia; Merulinidae
Source: RefSeq, a predicted model, not a curated record
CUCACUGAUGCAAAUUAAUUCCAAAUUGAACUCAAAACCGUAUGAUUGCCUAUACUAAUGACAUUAGUCUCGAAGUUUAUAAUAAAUAGAGCUCAGGAAACCUGGGUCUGAAAAUGUGGUUUGUUGAGAGUUUGUCAGUCAGUUAUGAUCAAAAUGAUCACCUAUACACAGAAAAAAAAUCAGCUUAUAAAUGGCUAACUAAUGUAUAUUAUAAAUGACUAAUUAAGUUGCACUCUUUUUAUGUCUUAGAACCCCCAAGAGCCAAUGCCUCAAUAUCAGAGUCAAUGCAGCGUUUUGAUGAUGUGAUCCUGGAUUUUAUGACAGAACAAGAUAUACCUGGGGCGAGUGUUGCCUUGAGUAGACAUGGAAAUCUGCUGUAUUGUCAAGGUUAUGGCAGUGCUGGUGUUGGAAGGAAAGUCCAACCGGAUUUGUUGUUCAGGAUUGCCAGCAUCAGCAAGACAGUUACUGCUGUAGGUAUCAUGAGACUUGUUGAAGAAAGAAAACUUUCCUUGGAGGAUAUAGUGUUUGGACCACAAGGAAUUUUGAGUGAGUACACUCCAACAGAGAAUGGAGACAGACGGAUUGUGGACAUCACGGUAAAACAUCUACUGCAUCACUCUGCUGGUUGGGACAGAGACAAGGCUGGGGAUCCUGUGUUCUGGAAGGUUGGCAAGUACAUGGAUGUUGCUGAGCCUGUGGCCCCUGGAGUUUUGAUAAAGUAUAUGAUGGGAAGAAAGCUUCAGUUUGGUCCAGGCAAAAGACACGCCUAUUCCAAUCUCGGUUAUACCGUUUUGGGACAAGUGAUCGAAAGAAAGACAGGACAAGCCUAUGAAGAAUUCAUGACGGGUCUGUUGAAGAGUGUGGGUAUAAACCAAAUGAAAAUCGGCCGAACUCGGAAGAAAGAUCUUGGCGAUGAAGAGGUGGAAUAUUUUCACAAUCGCCAUCCAAGGAUGGUGAAGUCAGUAUUUCCCGACGGGGGCAGAGUGCCUCCACAGUAUGGGAGGUGGACCAUGGAAGAGGCUGAUGCGCAUGGCGGGUGGACCGCGACCGCUGCUGAUUUAUUGCACUUCCUCCUCGCUCUGGAGCAUGGUGUGAAUGGUGGCAGAAUUAUCUCAGCCGAAACUUUUGGAACAAUGCUUGAAAAACCGUCCUUUGAAAAAGACGCGGAAGAAUGGUACGGGUUUGGUCUUGACAUCCGAGACAAUGGUAGCACUUGGGGUCACAGCGGACAAAUGGAGGGUACCUCGGGUGUUUUAACGCGCCACUGUGGGGGAUAUGCUUGGGCACUGUUGUUCAAUUCCUGGGCUAAAGACUUGGAUCUAGACGGCUUGGUGAAGUAUGCGUUGAGUCGCAUUGCCUCUGUUACAAAUCAACAUAUUUCAUGUGUCAUCCCCGACGCCAUAAGGACAGAGGACAAUCGUCAGGUCAUUAAAUUGAUGAUACCAGUCAGUGAUUUCUGGUCAUUGUAUGAAGAUUUGAAACGAGGAGGAUUUGAUUUGACAUGGCUUAACGCCUAUAAAAUGGCGGAUGCUGUACACUUUAACACGAUUUUCAUUCAAAGCUGCGGCUUAAAGCCGGCUACCACUGUUUAUAUUGGAUUAACAGCCGACUCGUGUCGCGACCAUGUUAACAGUCUCGUUGGUCUUCGGCCUUUCCAUAUCGAGAGCUACGUCGAAAACAACGAGCUUCUGUAUGCUGUGCUUUUAACUCCUACAAAUGGAGUGUCAUGGACGUUAAAUUACGAUCUCACUGUCGCUCAACAUCGAAAAACCAUGCCCAUAAUGUUUAAAAGUGAUUACAACUUAACAGUACAAUGCCUAACUGAGUUCAAGGGUCGGUUACACGUGACAGCUCUAUACGAAAAAGUCCCGAAUGGCGAAUGCAUCGCCGAAUUUGACCUUAAACCGGAUUAUUACCAGUUUGAAUUUCACAAACAAGCCAAGCAGGGUGUGACGUUAUCUUACGUCAGGGCCUAUCACGUGAAAAGCAAACCUCGGUUUAGUGUAGUCUGGACCAAUCAGAUUGCGCGCUUAAGCGGAACAAGGCAUAACGUUUCCAAAUAUGGCUUUUUGUUCGAGCUUGAAGAAGCAGCAAAGAAGAAUUUUUACGCGCAGUGCAUCAGUUGUUAUGUAAGUGAAGAUGUCCUUAAUUUUGUUGCAUCGUGGAAUAAAGAAAUAGUUCAAGAAAACUGAAA